AUGUAUAAGAGGGCAAAAAGUAACAGAAGCUGCAAAUCAACUCACCACCAAGACUCGUCUUCGUCUCGCGUUGCCCGAUUCUGGCGUAAAAUUCACCAUCGCAGUCACCGCCAUGCCUCCUCUUCUCAGAAAAAACACCUCGCCGCCGAGGACUUCGCCGACAUCGCUCUUCUUACUCUCCAUGGGGAGAAGAAAUUUCUAUUGGAAAGAAAUGGGCCUCAUAUUGCAAGGAUAUCUGUAUUUGAGGUGUGUAAUGAGCUAAAUUCGAGUGUACAAAAUGUCCAGUUUUUUCUUUUCUAUGCAUUUUCCUUGAACAAAAUGAGAAAAUUUCUGGACGAAGAGGUCUGAUAUUUAUAAUGCAUUUGUAUAUGAAAGAAAAACAUGAAGGAAUAACCAAUUCUUGAUGCCUUAUGGAACAAAGGAAUAGACCUUAA
This is a messenger RNA of Vitis riparia (riverbank grape), 434 nucleotides long. Its product is annotated as phosphatidylserine decarboxylase proenzyme 2-like. The transcript is spliced from 3 exons. Bases 1 to 348 code for a protein of 115 amino acids. The record is from RefSeq and is a predicted model, not a curated record. Lineage: Eukaryota; Viridiplantae; Streptophyta; Magnoliopsida; Vitales; Vitaceae.